This is a messenger RNA of Paramecium pentaurelia, 431 nucleotides long. Lineage: Eukaryota; Ciliophora; Oligohymenophorea; Peniculida; Parameciidae. The record is from the annotation of a GenBank genome assembly.
AUGUUUAAAAAAAUUGAUUUUCUUAAGUAAACCUACAGAUUAAUCAAAACAAAUAUAAAGUUGUCAAUUCAAAUGGAUUGAUUUGUAUCAUCUUAUUGGGAGUCUUGAUCACUUCAUUUAAAAAUUUAAGUUAAAUACUUCAGAAUAUCAUCUGGGAUACAAUCUAAGCUAAAAUAAUACAGCAUCAAGGCUAUUAGUUCUUCAUAAACUCAAAAGUAUUUCUGGAGCUUAUAAAUUAUUGUCCUGAAGUAUCAUCAGCACUUGAAGAAAAAAUAAAAAGAAGUUUUCAAAUCAUAAACACAUUCUCUUUAAAAAAUACCAUUAAUCAAAUAUUUCAAAUACUAGAGAGUUGUAUGAAUAUUGAAAUUAUAAAUUAGAUAUUGGAAAUGUAAUUUAGAUUAGACAUUGACUGUGAAUUAAAGAAAACUUGA